Molecule: messenger RNA, 2916 nt
Organism: Mollisia scopiformis
Lineage: Eukaryota; Fungi; Ascomycota; Leotiomycetes; Helotiales; Mollisiaceae
Exons: 3
Coding region: 394-2613 (739 amino acids)
Biological process (GO): regulation of DNA-templated transcription
Cellular component (GO): nucleus
Molecular function (GO): DNA-binding transcription factor activity, RNA polymerase II-specific; transcription cis-regulatory region binding; zinc ion binding
Source: RefSeq, a predicted model, not a curated record
AAAUUCACUUUUCCGGAAAACAGAUUCACUGUAAAGUCUUUUAUUGGGGUCCAAAUUCGGAAUAUCGUCCCACGAACACAAUAUCUUCUUCAUUGCAACACAACUCUUCUCCAUUGUGCUGUAGUGCUGUAGCACAGCCUUGUGUACCUUCCGUUUUGGAACCUUCCGGCGUACUAGCCUCGCCUAUUUUAUCCCGAAGGAAACCAACACCAAAACUUCGUCUCCUCCAAAACAAAAAAGCACCCCGCCUUCGUCGCGAUAUCGGAUCACAAAAAAACAGAGCGACACCGGAACUGCGUCUGCGCAGCGCAACACCUUUUGCCGACCUAAUCCACGGUUCGGCAUCAAAAGCACGCUACGUCAGCUUCGACGGCAAUAUACAGCCCCUCUGUAAUGGAAGGCGGUCAGGGUGCGCAGAGUGGUGGGGCAACGAGUCCAACGACGAGCAUCAGACCCGGGACCGGCAACAGCUACAAGAGAAAGCGUAGCGGUGCUGCUGAAUUCGAGAGCAGUCCUGGCAGUGGAGGAGAAGAGAAUGAGGACGAGGGUUCGACGAGAAGACAGCCUGGUGUGAAGAGAGCGUGCAAUGAGUGCAGACAACAGAAGUUACGAUGCGAUGUCGUCCAAGACCCCUUCACCACCUGCUCGCGCUGCAGCCGUCUCAAGCUGGAGUGCAAGAUUGAGCACAACUUCAAGAGAGUUGGCAAGAGAUCGAAGCAUGCUGAGAUGGAGAAGCAAAUUGAUCGCCUGCGACGAAAUCUUCAACGAGCCCAAGCACAAGGCUUCAUGGUCGACGAUGACGAGGAAAUGGACUCGCCCAUUGCCAAUGGAGUCUACUCGAGAAACAACCAAUCGUUCAUGGGCUCAGAUGAAGCUGUCUCGUCUCUGCUGCAUCUGAAGCAAAGCGGAUCAUACAAUCUACCUCGAAUUGUCCAUGAGUUGGAGAAUGUGGGUUUGACUGAAGAUACCAUCGCCCAUCUCUUCAAUGAGUUUUGGUGCUAUUAUCAUCCAUACCUGCCUUUCCUGGACCCAAAUCAAUCUUCAGAGCAGUACUUCCAACAAAGCCCUUUACUGUUCUGGGUCAUCAUUGUUGUUGCAUCUCGACGAUACACAGUUGAUCCUGGCUUGUUGACCUCGCUGUCCGGUCCUUUCACUCGACUCCUUUGGCAAACUAUUGGCGAGGUCCCCAACAACCAUUUCGUGGUCAAGGCAUUAUGUCUUAUAUGCACUUGGCCUUUGCCAACUAGUACUACAUCCACUGAUCCGACGCACAUCUUGUGUGGUGUGAUGAUGAAGGCUGCAACUGGCAUUGGAUUGCAUCGACCAAGUCAUACUCAAGAUUUCUCUCGUGUUAAUGUCGACCUCAACAAGGAGCAGCUUCACGACCGAGUCACUACAUGGGCUGUUUGUAACAUUGUUGCACAAAGCAUUGGUACUGGCUAUGGUCAACCUGCUUCCACUCUUUAUGAUUGGACCCUCGCAGUUCGACCAGGUGAUGAAGGACCCUUCAAGCUGUCACCAGAACUUGAAGCCCGUCUUACCAUCGAGCGAUUCUGUGACAAGGUCUCGAAGGAGAUGUACAGCAACGCCAGUGAUCCUCGAGGAGUUGCAGGUGAUGAGAUCCGAUCUAUGUUGACCAGAGUCUAUCGUCGUGAGUUCAACGAGAUGCAAGUUGGCAUCUUGUCUCGUCGUGACAUCUCUCCGAUCAUCAAUCUUCAUCUCAAAGCUGCAGGUCUGCAUCUUCGUUUGUCUGCAUUCUUCGACUCUCCCACCACCGUUGGAUACAUGGAUGACCUGAUGGGCCUUUGGCGUGCCACUGUCGCAUUUUUGGAUUUGGUUUUCGAGAUGGAAACUACCAAUGGACAAGGUCUGAAUUCGAACUUUCUCCGAUAUGCCACCUACUACAUCCUCCAGAUGAUCAUUGCUGCUUGCUUUACGCUUCUGAAGCUUCUUAGCACAUUCUUCGCUAGGGAGAUCGAUUUUGAGCGUGGAAGACAACUCUUUCACCGCACUAUCAAUGCCAUCCGCUCCAUGUCGAUCAUCAACAAUGAUCUCCCAUGGCGAUUGGCUGAAUUGAUGGUACAGAUGUACAACGGAGCACGUAUUGAGCAACGUAGUCAAUUGCAACAAAUGCGUGAUAAUGGUAAUGGUAAUGGCCAUGAACGACCAACCGCAGUUGACGAUAGUCUUCAACUCAAGGUUCGAUGCAGAAUGAGCAUGAGCCUCGUCUUUGAUUCUACCUGGAGAUGGCGUGAGGAGUUUCAGGCUCAGGGACGUGGUAGCAUUGAAGCAGCAAUGAAGAAUCCCACCAACCCCGAUAGUGCAGCCGAAUCCUCCGCCUCUUCUACCCACAUGGACAGUACUCUGAUGGCACCUACCCAAACUUCCGCUCACCAACUCCAAAAUCAACUCCUCUCCGCAGCAAACACGGCUACUGGUUCCCUGACCCCGAACCAAAACCACGGCUUGCCAAGUGGAAUGAUGGGUGGCGUUGGCUAUAGCGAGAGUAAUUAUGAGGUUUUUGAUCCGUUGAAUUGGAUGCUAGAUGGCUUGGUUGAUUUCCCGUACAGCUAUGCUGCUGUGCAGGGUUUGGAGGCCAAUUCUUUGGUUUAGAUUCUCCCUUUUGGUUAUCGUUGUUGUUGUGGGAUGGCGUUUUCGUUUGUGGUUUACUUGCUAGGUAGUUAGGUAGAGAGUAGUUGGAUGGAUGGUUGGAUGGAUGGGUGUGGUUUUGGCACGGUUGAGUUGCUUUAUGAUCAUGGGUGGCUAUUUUGGCUUAGCUGCUCAUAUUUUGGACGAAGAUGAACUUGAUGACGGCUGAUUUUUGAAUGGAGGAUGGAUGAUUGGAGGGAUGGCAGAUCACAGAUUGGCUCGAGCUUCGUCCGUUUUUGUUCUUGCUUGUUCGCUUCUCGUAAGAGU